Messenger RNA from Coregonus sp. 'balchen', 2512 nucleotides. The record is from the annotation of a GenBank genome assembly. Lineage: Eukaryota; Metazoa; Chordata; Actinopteri; Salmoniformes; Salmonidae.
UCACAGCUGCCUUUCAGCACCAACAGCAACUUCAAGAAGCCUGUGGAAUACUCUCUCCACAUUGACUCUACUAUAACUACUUUAUCACCCAAGUGAAUUAUUGAAGGAUUUCAGGUAUGUACUUUCAAUUGAAGCAGAUAUUGACUGUUGCUCUGCUUACUACAGAUGGCUUUAUCCUUGCUUUUUUGAGGUCAGGAGCUCAAGUGCGUUUGACAAGGACAGGUUAUCAGUCUUAUUAAAUAAGGAGUUGCAGUCUUAUUGUGCAUGACUGUGGGGGGUGGUGGCCCUUGUGUGUGAAAGACAUCAGGCAAAAAUAACAGAUUAGGCUUAUCUCUCUCUAUCCAACCUUAAGUUUAUUGGUUAUUUUUGCGCUAUGGAUUUAAUUGACUGAAUGGGAUUGACUUUGCUCAGGGGAGCUUAAAGCUGACUCUAGUUGAGGAAACUCAGUGUUCUAUAGACUGUGUCCUUGCUUUUCACUGGCCAGGGCCUGCAACUUGGUUGGAAGUUUACUUAACAGAACAUAAUGUGACCUUAGUGUGACAUUUUAAAUAAAUGAAUGAUAAGUGCAAAUAACUUGGCUUUUGGACUCUUGUGUGGGGCUCUCAUGGUAUGAUAGGAGGUAACUAAGUAAGUAAUCAUUAAUAAGUAAAUAACAAACUUUUUUUUUCUCCACUUUCCCCACAGGUGCCAGUCAAAAUGAAACUGAUCCUGCAGUCUUUCCUCUACGGCUGUCUGCUGGCCACCAUUGCACAGAGCGUGGCUGGAUUCAAACUUGAAAUGAGCCCAGAGCUCAAAAAGAGGUAAGCUAAUUGAUUAGCUAUUUGUCAAGAUUAGUUUGUUGCAAUGCAUAGUGACCAUGAUAUAAGCACAUACUGUUGUGUACUUUGUGGACUUUUUUGAACAGUUUUUAAUGAGUUGAAUUAAUUUUUUUCUCAGGUUGAGCAUAUGGAUGCAGAGCAGAUCGAGACGAGAUCUAAAAAGUUUUUCUGCAGAGAGGAUAUCAGAGUCUGUACAGUUUGUCAGACCAGAAGACGUCAGGGACACCCUGAUUCCUCAUUCCAGGUAAAAGCCCAUACCAUACAUACCUUUACAUAACUCAAUGUGCAUGGUGCUAUUUCGUUAUCCUUGUGAAAUCAAGAUUUCAAAUGGAAUUAAGAGAUGAAUCACCCUUGUCAAACAAGGCUCAUUAAAGUAUGCACACUGCGCAUGGGAUCUCUGAGCCAAGUUGUGUCCGCUCAGGAAUGCAGCGCAUUAAUUAAUGGUCCUCUCCAUCCUCUUUCUUCCAGCACUGACAUCAGCGUCCGAACCAAGAGAUCAAAAAAUUCAGUGAACCAGGCCUGGAGACCGGGCUGCUCUCUGGGCACCUGCACGGUGCACGACCUGGCCCACCGUAUCCACCAGCUCAACAACAAGCUAAAGAUUGGUAGUGCACCCAUCGACAAGAUCAGCCCACAGGGCUACGGCCGGAGGCGUCGUUCCCUCCCUGAGCGCAGGACCACACUGAGGCUGGAAGGGGGCAGGCUGAGGCCAGUGUGGGGCAACGCAGACUCACAUGUUCACAAGCUGGAGGAGCUGCUCAGACGGACAUGAGCUGGACUUGUACGGGGGAGGAACAGGGGAGGAGAGCAGCAGCCGAGGCUUAGUGUCUCUGCCCUGUUCUAAAAGGCGCAAGUACUGAGCGAUAGCUGCAGUGCCUCUGGAAGCUGGACUCAGCAGAGGCAUCGGCGAUGCAGAGCGCCAAAACAACAGCUGGUCUACAGGCACUGGAUAGCACCGUGAAGAGAGAGAGGGAGAGAUGCUGAGGAUGGUGCUAUCUCUGCACAGCUGAGGGAGAGGAACAAGGUUAAUACAUCGGUACAGACUCAGAAAAGAGGCCACUGCGUAAAUACUGGGACUUAUACACCUCUUCUGCAAAUCCUGGACUUUGAGUUUUACUCUGUGGAUUACAGGAGCCAAUUUCACCAAACCCACUAUACUCAUCUGCACUUUUCAGUCCCAGCCUUCUCAGUCAGACAUCCAUGUGGACCUAAAAUACAUCUAAAGACAUCUGGUCCAUGCCAAACAGGGAGAUAAGACAUAUGGAGAUGGACUUAUAAUAAGGAGCUAUGAAGCUGAAGUUUUUGGACACUGUAUGAGGGAAAUACCUUAGAGAUUGUAUGAAAUAUCUGUGCCAGUCCACAAUGGAUUGAACUAUACUUGAAUAUGUUUUGUAUAAACACAUGUGCAAUCUAUGUAUGUAUAUUUUUAUUUGCCAGUUUGUAUAUAAGAUAUUUCAGAUAUCAUUAUUUAAAUGUUAUAUAGGUUAGAUUCAACUACUUAUGGAGACUAACCUAUUUUCGUACAGGAAGAAAAUAUAAGGGCAUUGUAGCUAUUUGUUGUUUCCACUAUUGUUUGCAUCAUGGAUGUUAUAUGUUUCAAACUGUGGUAAUAGGAUAAAUGGUUUUAUAGCUAUGGUAUAAUAUAUUUGUAAAUGUGGUCUAUUUUAUUUGUGUUGAAGCAAUUAACAUUGUCA